Melanaphis sacchari is the source of this 1086-nucleotide messenger RNA. RefSeq names its product transcription factor A, mitochondrial (gene TFAM). The record is from RefSeq and is a predicted model, not a curated record. Bases 288 to 1019 code for a protein of 243 amino acids. Gene Ontology annotation, molecular function: transcription cis-regulatory region binding. NCBI's taxonomy places the organism in Eukaryota, Metazoa, Arthropoda, Insecta, Hemiptera, Aphididae. The transcript has 4 exons.
UUAUGUACUGUAUGGUGAUCACGAAUCACGAUUAUAAAUCAACAUUCAAGUAUUUGAAGUAUUCAACAUUUCAUUAUUUCAACACUCAUGCUGCUGAAUGGCGAAUACAGAUUGACGAUUGUUAAUUUGUCACAUUGUCAUUGUCACGGUAUCUCUUCACUAAAACAACAAUCAAUGUUAUGGUUUUUCAAUCGUUUUAUUAUACUUAAAAGUUUUCAGAUUUCAUUAUUCCAAAAUUUAAUAGUUUCACGAUAUAAUCUUAAAAAACGAAUAGAAAAUUAUAUAAAAUGGGUUUCAAACAGUUUCUCACAAAUCAUUGGCGAUUAGUCAAUUCGAAUAAUUUGUUUAUCAACAGAUGUGCAAAUUCUGUUUUGGAAUCUCAUAACAUAGGAUAUGCUCAAAAAUCAGUGGUAAAUAAGUUACAAUUACCUUUGAAACCAAAGAAACCUAGUCCUCCAUUCUUUCAAUAUCUUAAAGAAAGGAAACAAGAAGUAAUUGAAAAACAUAAUUUAAAUUUCAAGGAUGCAAUCCGUUUUCUAAGUGAAUCAUGGAAGGACUUUGAUGAAGAUACUAAAAAAAAAAUGACUGAUAUUUAUAACAAAGAACUUGAACAAUACAAAGAAAAUAUAAAAGUUUUCAAUCAUAGCUUGACUGUUGACCAAAAAAAUGAGUUGUUUCGACUGAAAUAUGAACAGAUAGAACAAAGAACAAAACGCAAACUCAAAAAAGAAUUAAAAGAAUUAGGUAAACCUCGUAAACCUCUUACUGCAUAUUUAAAGUUUGUAACUGAACAAAUAAAAAAUCAUGGAAAUGAGCCAGUACAAACUUAUAUGAUAAAAGUUGCAAAUAAAUGGAAAGAAAUGGAUGAAAAUCAAAAAUCAAAAUAUAUUGAAUUAGCAGCUAUAGAUAAUGAUAAUUAUAGAAAUGCACUUCUUAAGUGGGAAAAUGAUAUGAUCAAAGCAGGACGAUUGGAUUUAGUUAGAGCUCGUGCACUAUCUAAAGAUGAUUCAGAUAUUUAAAAAUGUAGUUAUACAAUUUUUUUUUUUUUUUGUAUUAAUUUCUUCAUCAAUUUAUUUAUAUGUUAUU